This is a messenger RNA of Clavispora lusitaniae ATCC 42720, 984 nucleotides long. RefSeq names its product cytochrome-b5 reductase (gene PGA3). Gene Ontology annotation, cellular component: plasma membrane; endoplasmic reticulum. Gene Ontology annotation, molecular function: oxidoreductase activity. The record is from RefSeq and is a predicted model, not a curated record. NCBI's taxonomy places the organism in Eukaryota, Fungi, Ascomycota, Pichiomycetes, Serinales, Metschnikowiaceae.
AUGUGCGGGUGGAAAAAAAGCUCCAUCAGCCAAAAGUCAAAGCCAAUAGUUGGAGCCUACAUGUCGGAAUUCCAAGACAAGAGAGACUUGUUGAAGCAGCCGCUUCAUGGGAUUUAUAUCCCUGUGGCGCUUAUCAUAGCAGGCACGUGUCUCAUUGACUACCACUAUUUGCCUUAUACCCUUUCUUUUGUGGCGAUAAUGUGCACCUACAACUUUUACGAGGCAUGGAGCAGACGGCGGUCGAUUGAUCCUGUCAAGUGGAACGACUUGGAAUUGAUUGACAAAACGAUCAUCUCGAAGAACUCCGCCAUCUACAGAUUCAAGUUGAACCACGAGGACGAAGUUCUUCGCAUUCCGCCAGGACACCACGUUGCUUGUUGUUUCAGCAUCGACGGCAAAGACGAAAUCCGCUACUACUCGCCCAUUUCGAACGAGUUCGACACCGGUUUCUUUGAUCUUUUGGUCAAGUCGUACCCGCACGGCAAGGUUUCGAAACGUUUUGCCAUGUUGAAGGAGGGCCAGACCGUCAAGUUCCGUGGCCCUGUCGGAAGAUUGGAGUAUCAGACCAAUAUGGCUAAAGAAAUCGGCAUGGUUGCUGGUGGGUCCGGCAUCACCCCGAUUUUGCAAGUCAUCACCAAAGUCAUCACCACUCCAGAAGACACCACGAAAAUCAAGUUGCUUUACGCCAACGAGACCGAAAACGACAUCUUGUUGCGCUCCGAGUUGGACCAGAUUGCCAGCAAAUACCCGAACUUCGAGGUUCACUACACCUUGACCCACCCACCUCAGAACUGGACAGGCUCUGUUGGCUACGUUACCAAGGAAAUGCUUGAAAAAUAUAUGCCUCCGGUUUCUCCAGAGAACAGACUUUUUGUUUGUGGGCCACCUGAAAUGAAGAGACUUCUCAUUGACCUCACAACCGAAUUGGGCUGGGAGAAAACCACCAUGAAGUCUGACGCAGGAGACCAGGUCUUUUGCUUUUAG